GACACAGCAACCGAACCGAACUCGAGCCGCAGGAGUGACGCUGAAGCAAACGUAUCUAAGUUGGAGCACUUGGCUCUUCAGCGGGAACUGGAGUUUGCUCGAGGUGCAAUCAAGGCCUUGCAAAGGCAGUUGGAGGAGCAGACCAAGAACUCUCGUGAUGAGAUAGAUUCACUGGUUGAAAAUCAACAAAGCCUACUCCGGGAAAGGGAAGACCAGAUGACCAAGUUUAAGGAAAAGGAAAUCACUUUGGAGAACCGGUGA
This is a messenger RNA of Dibothriocephalus latus, 261 nucleotides long. The record is from the annotation of a GenBank genome assembly. Lineage: Eukaryota; Metazoa; Platyhelminthes; Cestoda; Diphyllobothriidea; Diphyllobothriidae.